AGUGGCGCUGCGGAACCUACAUGCUACAAAUAGAAGUUGGGGCCCGCGAUGACAUUGGGUGUGCGUGUUCCACGUAAAAGUACCCCCAACGCGGAUAUAUAUCUGUGUCUAUAUUUCGACCAUCCACAGAGCACUUCCUCCACAGUUUAACCCACGAGGUGUUCGCUGUAAUUGGCACAUCCUCACAUUGACACAACAUUUAUCAUUGCUUAUUUCUAUUUCCCCUUUUCAACAGAUGCCUAUUUGCCUGCACGAGGUUCGUGCCUAUCGCCGUUGCAAUGUACCCUACCUCCCCUUAGUGUGCCGCAACGUAAAUGCAUUGCUGCUCGUGCCGUUCCGCCUCGCAACGUGGUGGAUGCACUUUAGCGCGUUACUCUGCGCCGCGCGAGGCAGCGAGCACAUGAUUCGCACCGCCUCUCUAGCCCACGGCUACGCUGAGGCCGAUUACCUAUUCCUUCGCCGGGCAACGGACCUGUGUCUUGCCGCCAGCUUUCUUUGCCUCUUCUUCAACGCGUGGGGCGUCGUGACGAGCCGCACGUUGCGCUUUGGCGUCGACAACUGGUUUCAAGGCUCCUGCCAUGCCGCGGCGGCCGUCUUGCUCAUCGUGUCCUGGCAGGCCACCGCGCACGUUGCGCGGCUGUGGCACGUCUUUUACAUUUUUUCUAUCAUUCCUACCGGGAUAGAGGCGAUUGCGCUGGCGCACUCGUACUGGCGAGGUUUAGAGUUUUACUGCUGA
Leptomonas pyrrhocoris is the source of this 736-nucleotide messenger RNA. RefSeq lists its product as hypothetical. The record is from RefSeq and is a predicted model, not a curated record. Bases 236 to 736 code for a protein of 166 amino acids. The transcript has a single exon. NCBI's taxonomy places the organism in Eukaryota, Euglenozoa, Kinetoplastea, Trypanosomatida, Trypanosomatidae.